Uloborus diversus is the source of this 2682-nucleotide messenger RNA. It is a transcript of the gene NANS, whose product is annotated as sialic acid synthase-like. The record is from RefSeq and is a predicted model, not a curated record. Gene Ontology annotation, biological process: carbohydrate biosynthetic process. The transcript is spliced from 7 exons. Gene Ontology annotation, molecular function: N-acylneuraminate-9-phosphate synthase activity. Lineage: Eukaryota; Metazoa; Arthropoda; Arachnida; Araneae; Uloboridae. The coding region runs from base 86 to 1177 and encodes 363 amino acids.
AAGAGAAGUUUUGCGUUUUACGUGUGGAAUUGUUCGCUACAAGUAGAGAAUUAAUUUUCCUUUCUUUCAAUCUAACGUUUAAAAUAUGAGUGCUUGUCUUCCUGAACUUCCUCCAGAUGUGCCAACUCAUGGAUUCCAAAUUGCUCCUGGGAGAUACAUUGGAGAAGCAUUUCCAUGCUUCAUCAUAGCUGAAGUUGGACAAAACCAUAAUGGAGAUAUGGGCAUGGCUAAGAAUCUUAUUUCAUUGGCUGUGGAUUGUGGGGCAGAUUGUGUGAAGUUCCAGAAGACAGAUGUAAAGAGUAGAUUCACCAAAAGUGUAUACACAAAACCUUACUCUGGUAGAAAUUCAUUUGGAAAAACUUAUGGUGAACACCGUGAAAACAUUGAAUUAACAGAGGAAAAUUUCAUUGAAUUGAGUAAAUUUGCUGAAGCCAUGGGAAUAUACUUCACUGCAUCUGGAAUGGAUAAGCCUUCCAUUGAUUUUCUAAAUGAAAUUGAUGUCCCCUUCUUCAAGAUAGGAUCCGCUGAUUGUAAUAAUAUACCGCUUUUGAGACAUGCUUGCAAAUAUCGAAGGCCUCUUAUUGUUUCAACUGGAAUGUCAAGUGAAGACACAGUUUGUACUAUGUAUCAUGAAGUUUUGGCCCAUCAAAAGUAUCUUGCUAUCCUUCACUGUACUAGUACCUAUCCUACUCCACCUAACAAGAUAAACUUAAAUGUGAUUAAGAGGUAUAAAGAGUUGUUUCCUCGUGCUGUCAUUGGCUACUCUGGUCAUGAAGUUGGAAUUGAUAUAAGUGUGGCUGCCGUAGCUGCUGGUGCUAAGGUUUUGGAAAGACAUAUAACUUUUGAUCAUGACUUACCAGGCAGUGAUCAUAUUGCAUCCCUUGAACCUGAAGAACUGAAAAACCUUGUUUGUGAAGUUAGACUUAUAGAAGAAGCUAUGGGGUCUCCAAAGAAACAAGUGCAAGACUGUGAACUUCCCUGCUACAAUAAAUUAGGAAAAACAGUUGUGGCUUCUAGAUACAUUGCACAAGGAACCAUAAUUGAAGAAGACAUGCUUGAAGUUAAAGUAGCCGAAAAGAAAGGCUGGGAUCCUAUUAAGUUUUAUGAUUUGGUUGGUCGUAAGUUAAAUAAAGAUGUAGAAGAAGAUGAGGUAAUUCAACGUGAAGAUGUCGCCUAGAAUAAAUUUUUAAAAAUAUUUAUGAUGUUUGUAGUAUCAUUUGCAUACAUUUUGCUAAUGUCUUUGAUAUUCAAGUUAUUCAAGUCUCUUUUUCACUUGGGAAUUAUAAUAUUUUCUGAUUUGUGCAAAAAUUUUGAUCCUGCAACAUUUUUACAAAGUAGAAAAUAACAUUUUCAUGAAAUGAACAUUCAUCUUCUUUGUGUCAAGUGAAGCAUUUUUUUGAUACUUGAAACUAGAUUAAUUAGUAGUUUUGAAAGAUCAAUUUAUAAAUCCUGAUGUGAACUUUUGUCAGUUACUAAAGUAUAGUUCCUUUUACACAAUGUUUUAUAAGCAUAUUUACAAUUCUUGAAGGCUAUAGGUUUUACUAAAAUAUUUUCUAUAGAUUUUGGAUAUACAUGUGACAUUUUUGAAGAGUUAAAUAAAUUCAUGUGAUUUACUUUGCUGCUUUGUCUGUGAUUGUUUAAUUUAAAAAAAAAAAAACAUGCAUUCAACAAUCCAUUUUACAAGUACACUAUUUAUGGAAAUGUUUUAGAAUUUUACAAACUAUGUAUUUUUGACAGUUGUUAUAUAGCCCAUAGCGUAAAUUUGUUUUAAUUUUUUAGCAAUAAGUUUAAUAAUAUUAUGCUAAAAAAUGUCGUGUUAUGUUUAGUUUUCAGUGCUUCAUACAUUUAAGUUUACUGUAUUUUAUUGAUUUGCAAAUUGGUUACAUAAAUAAAUUUAGACUAGCUUUUAGAUAAAAUAUGUGAAAUCAAGUGUUAUUCUAAAAUAUUUUGACUGUUUAUGCAUGUAUUAUUGUCUUUUGGUCUCAAUGUUUGUGUUGUGGUUGCUUUGUAUGUAUCAUUAAUGAAAAGUAUAAUUUUUUAAUAUUUGUAAAAAAAAUAUCUAGUUCUAGAAAUAAAAUUUUGCACAGUUAUGAAUGAUUUAUGAAAGAUUUUUAAGAAAUUAAAUGUAAUACAAAGCUUUUCAAACAAACAUUAUUUUGCUUAAAAUUAAACUGUACAUAAACUUUUUUUUUUUUUUUUUUUUUGAAAAAUACAAGUUAGGGUUUUUUUUUUCACUAGUUAAAAUGAUUUUUAUUUACAUUACGUUCCAUUUUACUACUAAAAUUAGUCUUAUCUAAGAAAGAAAAACUAAUUUCUAGAAUGUCUUUUACUGUAAAUGGUUCUUUCCAGUUUUCCUUCAUAUUCAUUGAAAUUUGGAACUUUGUUAAUAGUUAUUUUACUUAUUAUAAGUUGUCUGCUGAAAGACAAAAGAGCUUUGAACUUGCCUCAUAUUGCUUUGUGCCAACCAACUGCAUUUGAUGAACUGCAUACAAUUUUGUGUGAAACUUUAACUAUUUUUGAAACAUUCGAUAUUAUGUAAACUCAUUUUUGUUACUGUUAAAAAAAUGUAUGUAUAUUUAUGUAUAUGAACAGAACUUUAUUGUUGAAAAAGGUAUAUUUAAGUCACACACAGUUCAUCUAAAUGAUUUUGUGAUACUUUGAAAUAUAUGGUGCUGUGUUGUC